UAUAUACAUAAAUCCACACACUUGUAUCCAUCUAUCUAUAUCUAUAUUCACUUUAUUAUUCUAUUCUUUCUUUAAUUCAUGUCAGUGACAACCCCUGAUAAAUAUCUUCUGAAAAAGCUUAUGCUUUUAGCCAAUUUGAUUAUAAAAUUGUUGUGGGUUUUGAUUGAUUUUGCAAUAUAUUGUAUGAAUAGGAUGAAGAGGCUUGGAUCCAAAUGUUGUUACUGGAAAAAAGUGAUCCACUUUUUGCAUUCACACCCUCAAUCUUUCUCUCUUCCUGCCCCUCUUCCACAAUGGCCUCAAGGUGAAGGAUUUGGUACGGGGAAAAUUAAUUUGGGAGAAAUUGAAGUUUGUGAAAUUACAAAUUUUGAAUUUAUAUGGGGUUGCAACUUGACACAAGAUAGUAAGAGAGGAAUUAGCUUUUAUAAGCCAUAUGGAGUUCCAAACGGGUACUUUAUUCUUGGUUAUUACUGUCAGUCUAACAGGAAGCCCAUACGAGGGUUCGUUCUUGUGGCUCGGGAAGUUGGUACAUCUGAAAAAGAGGAUUCUGGUAGUAACAACCCUGAUUACGCACCAGCUCUUAUUAAGCCCCUUGAUUAUUCAUUAGUUUGGUGUAUAGAUGAAAGGAGUAAGGAUGGUGUUAAUGGGUGUGCUUACUUCUGGUUUCCUCAAGCACCUGAUGGUUAUAAAGCUCUAGGAUUUUUGGUCACUAACACACCUGAAAAGCCUGAGACACAGGAAAUCAGAUGUGUCCGAGCCGACUUGACAGACAACUGUGAAGCUUAUCGUCAAAUACUAAAAAUCAAUUCAAGAUACUUGCAAUUAACACUAGGAGUCUGGAGCACAAGACCCUGUGAUCGUGGAAUGCAUGGGAAAGGUGUAACUGUGGGUACAUUUUUCUGCAGCAGUCAUUGGAGUUGUGGAGAACUAAAUAUUGCAUGCUUGAAAAACCUGAAUUCUAAUCUGCAUGCUAUGCCAAAUCUCAGUCAGCUUCAUGCGUUAAUUAAUCAUUAUGGACCUACUGUUUUCUUUCACCCUGCUGAAGUUUACCUGCCUUCAUCUGUUUCUUGGUUUUUCGAAAAUGGAGCGCUAUUGUACAGAAAGAACGUUUCACAGGGUGAGAGCAUCAAUUCCGAAGGUUCUAAUUUGCCUGCUGGUGGAACAAAUGAUGGGGAGUAUUGGAUAGAUUUGCCCAAUGAUGCCCGUAGAGAAACCGUCAAGCAUGGAAAUAUAGCAAGUGCAAAACUUUAUCUCCAUGUAAAGCCGGCUUUUGGUGGUACAUACACCGAUAUCGUGAUGUGGGUCUUUUGCCCCUUCAAUGGGCCUGGUAUAUUGAAACUCGAGUUUAUGAAUGUUAGUCUUGGCAAGAUCGGGCAGCAUGUAGGUGAUUGGGAGCAUUUUACUCUCAGAAUAAGCAACUUUACAGGUGAGCUUUGGGGUAUAUAUCUUUCACAGCACAGUGGUGGCCACUGGGUGGAAGUCACUGAUCUAGAGUUCAUAGAGGGAAAUAAAGCUUGUAUCUACUCCUCAAAAUAUGGGCACGCAAGCUUUGCUCAUCCUGGAACUUACCUUCAGGGAUCCUCUAAGAUAGGAAUUGGAAUAAGAAACGACGCAGCUAAAAGUAAUAAUUUUGUCGAAUCAAGUAGCCAGUAUGAAAUUAUAGCAGCGGAGUAUCUUGGUGAUGGAGUUGUUACUGAGCCUUGCUGGUUGCAAUAUAUGAGAGAGUGGGGUCCAAAGAUAACAUAUGAUUCAAGAACCGAGCUUGAUAAAAUUAUCAGGCGUUUACCUCCGAUGUUCAGAAAUUCUGUGAAAAAUGUUUUUGCCAAGUUUCCUAACGAGCUUUCUGGGGAGGAAGGUCCAACAGGACCAAAGGAAAAGAACAAUUGGUUUGGAGAUGAACGAUGGUAGGUUUGUCUAUAAGUAAGAAAUUGUAUCGUUAACACAUACAGGAGAUCCUAAACUGAGGUAGCUAUGUUGGAAAUUUAAGUAAAUAUUGUAUAUAUGCGUGAGAUAGUUAAGGCUUACCAUUGUCACUCGGGUUGAAGGACCAAGCUAUUCUGGAUUCGGGAUAUGAGAACACAGGGAAGAGAAGAAGUUUGUGAAAGCAUUUGGAUAUGAUCACUACAGGCACAGUAAAUAUUCUUCUCUACAGGUACAAUUAAGGAAUAUUGCAGUAGAAAGUCGUUUGAUGUGUGUGAUGGCCUUCUGAUCGCAAACUUACCAAGAAUACAGUAGGCUGUGAAAGAUAGAUUGUAGUUUUUUCAUUGAUUUAUAAAAUAUAAUGCUACCAAAGUUAUUCUUGACAUCCCUUAAAUUUUAUAUCCUCCCCAUGUAAAAAUUUUAGCUGACAGUUAUAAAAGCCGCCCAGUCUCUCAUCGGCUUGGUGCGGAUUUAUAUA
Messenger RNA from Daucus carota subsp. sativus, 2395 nucleotides. RefSeq lists its product as hypothetical. NCBI's taxonomy places the organism in Eukaryota, Viridiplantae, Streptophyta, Magnoliopsida, Apiales, Apiaceae. Bases 79 to 1905 code for a protein of 608 amino acids. The record is from RefSeq and is a predicted model, not a curated record. The transcript is spliced from 2 exons.